AUGUCAGAUAUCACGGUGAAUUUGAAGUCCUUUCAGUCUGAGCCUGCGGUGGAAGAACGCGAACAGCCCUUGCUGUGUUUGAGAAUCCGCUGCAAGGGGCUGAUGCUACUGGCAAACUUCCCCUUACCAACAGACCUCAGUUCUCCCCUGGUGGAAAUCAGAGAAGUGAGAGAAGAGUUCAGCCUCAGUGACACAUUUGGUCUUUGGCUAAGAUUGUCAACAAGAAGCCGGCAGAAAGAGAGUGGGAAGGUUUCACUGAUUUCCUCCAAGGAAUCCAUGGGCAGUGAAGGCCUGAAGGUUGGGAUUAUUGGUGGAGGCCACAUUGGGAAGCAGCUGGCCAGGGCACUAUUGGAGCUGAGUGGCAUUUCGUCUCAGAAUAUCCACAUCUCCACCAGGAGGCCAGAGACUUUGUCAGAGUUUCAGCAGCUGGGAGUCGAAUGUUUUUAUGACAAUGGCCAGCUUGUGGCCUGGGCAGACAUUGUGUUUCUUUGUUGCCUCCCAUCUCAUCUACAACAAAUCUGCUCAGGAAUUCAUUCUGCACUGCGGGAACCCUGCAUUGUGUACAGCCUGGUCACUGCUGUCCCACUGCCCAGGUUGAAGCAACUCCUUUCCUACAGUGCCAUCCUGAGGCCACAAUACCAGUGCACUAGCAGAAACUUAAGGAACAUGUGGGGGACAAAUGGAACAAUCAGAGCUGCACUCCAAGACCCUAUUGUUAUACAGGCUACCUGUCCUUUUGGUCCCAAAGAGAGAAUUGCUGUGACCGGCAAGUGGUUGGAGGCCAUUUUCUAUGCAGCCCUGAACAGCUGUAUGUGGCGGUGCCUGCCCCACCAGCACACACUGAAGUUACUGAAUGACGUAUGUUUCCCCGAGCACUGCCCCAUCUGUGCAGAGCAGAAGACCUCCUGCCCACGGUUUGUGUGUGGGAACUUUGUCAACCAAACUUUUGUCUCCUCCCUGACUCAAGAGGACACCUUCCCCUGGUUUGACCUGACAACUGUACAAAUGAAGGAGUCUCCCUUCAGUCAGCUUUUAACAAGGAGUGUGCUUCUCCAGAACCAUCUUACUUUGUUGUACUGUACCUCCUUUGGAGUUUUGUUAUCAAAGAGUGGAGGGAGCCAGCAGAAUUUCUUCUCUUCCUGCUGCAGCAGAUCCUCAUAUGGUGCUGGUCAUGAGUCAAUGUCCACCCACAACUGCUAUUGA
Messenger RNA from Dermochelys coriacea (leatherback sea turtle), 1203 nucleotides. RefSeq names its product NADP dependent oxidoreductase domain containing 1 (gene NOXRED1). Gene Ontology annotation, biological process: L-proline biosynthetic process. The record is from RefSeq and is a predicted model, not a curated record. Lineage: Eukaryota; Metazoa; Chordata; Testudines; Dermochelyidae. Gene Ontology annotation, molecular function: pyrroline-5-carboxylate reductase activity.